This is a messenger RNA of Rubroshorea leprosula, 1084 nucleotides long. NCBI's taxonomy places the organism in Eukaryota, Viridiplantae, Streptophyta, Magnoliopsida, Malvales, Dipterocarpaceae. The record is from the annotation of a GenBank genome assembly.
AGGCUUUCAAAGGGAAUGACAUGAGUGUGGCAUGGUUUCCUUCGUCACCGACGUAAUGCUUGUUGAGAACGACUUUGUGGAGAUACUGCAUGGGAUUCUUAAGUUGGUAGCUCUGAGCCAAACUUUGCAAAUUAGUGGUAAUGUAGAAUGCCUCCGUCGCUUGGUGAGAAGGUGGUGCACGAGUACCCAGAAAUUUAUCCUUGCUUUUGGGGAGGUUAUUGAGACUCUAGAGGAUGUGGCAAAUUUGAUGUUGUCGCUUAUUGUUGGGGAAGAGAACCCACGGCAGAUAGCGUUAACGCCAAAGGAGCGUGCCACACUAGUAGCUUUGAAGAAGACGGGCGAAGGUAAAGAUAGCCUGUGCGAAGCUCCCUUUAGCCCCUUUGAUGUUAGGUUUCGCCCUUAUCAUUCUAGCCGUGUUAUCGGUGGGAAGGCUUUAAAGGAAUAUCCCAUGGCGAAUGUGGUUACACCAGCGGAACAGCUCCAUGACUAUAGCAGCUUUAAUUUUCUUGCGUACAAGACAAUGCCUGGGACAUUUGCUCCACCCGAGGUGAGCCUCUUUGACAAGGCACUCCUAGCGGUGCUCGAGAGUCAGAUCAUGGAGUUUACCAUGGGCAACUCAAGUCAUCUAGAAAUGCUAGUGGUGAUCACACCAUCCAUGCUGCCAUGCAUUAAAUGGCGGGGGACGUGGAGUCUAGAGUGCUAUUGUCCGGAGAGAGUUGCGAGACAAUUUGGUUGUGAUCAAGAUGUACCUUUUGCUCUUUCUUUGGACAAGACAGAUUGGAAUAGGGCCAUGCGGCCUUACAUUGAUGAAGUUGCCAUGGCCAUGUGGAGCGAGGGUGCUGCCACACAGGUUUUUUAGCACUUUGAGAAUAUCAACCAUGUGGUCACCCAUGCUAGAGUAUUGAGGGACACUACUAAAGGAGUUUGAAGCUUUCAUUCAAUCAUUGCUGGAAGUGGUGGAAUAUGAUCCUACUUCCUAGGAUUGUGAACGUCUUUUUACCCACAAUAAUUCUUUCUUCAGUUAUUGUGGCAAACACUCUUGGGGGUUUUUAACUAGGGAGGAUAAUGAACAGUGGCUACCCAU